Messenger RNA from Magnolia sinica, 1265 nucleotides. Its product is annotated as THO complex subunit 3. Bases 18 to 1037 code for a protein of 339 amino acids. Gene Ontology annotation, cellular component: THO complex part of transcription export complex. Gene Ontology annotation, molecular function: protein binding. The transcript is spliced from 11 exons. Lineage: Eukaryota; Viridiplantae; Streptophyta; Magnoliopsida; Magnoliales; Magnoliaceae. The record is from RefSeq and is a predicted model, not a curated record. Gene Ontology annotation, biological process: mRNA export from nucleus.
UAACCCGGAGCGACUAAAUGACCAAAACGCCCUUUCCCGCUUUUAUUCUUUCCAGCGUCCAUUUCUCCCUGAGAGAGAGAGAGGGAGAGAUGGAAGAAGCGACGGUUGUGCCCUUCAAAAACCUCCACAGCAGAGAAUACCCAGGUCACAAGAAGAAGGUGCAUUCGGUAGCUUGGAAUUGUACAGGCACGAAGCUCGCCUCAGGUUCCGUCGACCAGACUGCUCGUGUUUGGCACAUCGAGCCCCAUGGUCACGGUAAGGUUAAAGAUGUUGAGUUGAAAGGGCAUACAGAUAGUGUUGAUCAGCUAUAUUGGGAUCCCAAACACGCUGAUCUAAUUGCAACAGCAUCUGGUGACAAGACCGUACGCCUUUGGGAUGCUCGUAGUGGAAAAUGUUCACAACAGGUAGAACUCAGUGGUGAAAACAUCAAUAUCACAUACAAGCCUGAUGGGACACACAUAGCUGUUGGAAACAGGGAUGAUGAACUAACGAUCUUGGAUGUUCGGAAAUUCAAACCAAUCCACAAGCGCAAAUUUAAUUAUGAGGUAAACGAGAUUGCUUGGAACACAACAGGAGACAUUUUCUUUCUUACUACAGGAAAUGGUACUGUCGAGGUGCUGGAUUAUCCAUCUCUUCGAGUGCUUCACACCCUUAUGGCCCACACAGCAGGUUGCUACUGUAUCGCGAUUGAUCCAAUUGGAAGAUACUUCGCUGUUGGAAGUGCUGAUGCACUGGUCAGCCUUUGGGAUCUCUCAGAGAUGCUCUGUGUCCGCACGUUUACAAAACUCGAAUGGCCUGUCAGAACUGUGAGUUUCAAUCACACGGGAGAAUACAUUGCUGCAGCCAGUGAAGAUUUAUUUAUAGAUAUUUCGAAUGUUCAGACGGGACGGACUGUUCAUCAAAUUCCUUGCCGGGCUGCGAUGAACAGUGUUGAAUGGAAUCCAAAAUAUAACCUACUGGCGUAUGCAGGAGAUGACAAGAAUAAAUACCAAGCUGAUGAAGGCGUGUUUCGAAUUUUUGGCUUUGAGAGUGCCUAACAUCAAAUGAAGGGAGCGCUUCCUAUAAUCAAAAGUAGAGUGCCUUGUUCUUGGCAGUCAUUUUUUUUUUCUUUGGAAAGAUUCAGUCAUUUGAAUUGUCGAACAGUUGAUUUUUGUGAUGCUUAGCUGAAGAAGACUUGAAGCCAUUACCUUUACAAAAAUCGAUGCACUUAAAUGUUCCCAUUUUUAGAGCUAACUUCUAGCAAUGAUAGUUCAACAGUUCCUUAA